AUGGAUUCAAAUGCCUCAACUUUAGUUCUUCGUCCUCAAUUAAGCAUAAAAAAUGAUGUAGAAAAGGGUUCGCCGGUUCUUGUUUUCGACACAUCUCUACUGCAACAACAAGCAAAUUUGCCCACACAAUUCCUAUGGCCCCAUGAAGAUUUAACUUGUAUUACACAAGAUGAACUCGAAGAUCCACCAGUAGACUUAAAUGGCUUCUUCAAUGGCGAUGAAGAAGCCAUUUCUUUGGCAGCUUUGCAGAUUCGGGCUGCCUGUUCGACCCACGGUUUCUUCCAGGUUAUCAACCAUGGUGUAGAUUCAACUGUAAUUCGUGCUGCGCAUCAGCAUAUGAAUACCUUUUUUGAUCUUCCGAUGAGCAGAAAAUUUACUGUAAAGAGGAAUCCAGGUAGUGUAUGGGGUUAUUCAGCUGCCCAUGCUGACAGAUAUUCAUCAAAACUGCCAUGGAAGGAGACAUUUUCAUUUGGAUAUAGCCAUGACAAUUCCCUGGAACCAGAUGUGAUUAACUAUUUCAAGUCUGCUCUGGGGGAAGAUUUUGAAGAGGCAGGGUGGGUUUAUCAGAAAUAUUGUGAAGCAAUGAGAAAUUUAUCACUAGUAAUAUUGGAACUAUUGGAAAUUAGCUUGGGAGUUGAUAAAUCACACUAUAGGAAAUUAUUUGAAGAAGGUAACUCAUUAAUGAGGUGCAAUAGCUAUCCACCUUGCAAAGAAGCUGGACUCACCCUUGGAACUGGUCCCCAUUGUGAUCCAAAUUCCUUAACAAUACUUCAUCAAGAUCAAGUUGGAGGACUUGAAAUCUUUGCAAAUAACAAGUGGCUAGCAAUUCGACCUCGCCCAGAUGCCUUUGUCGUUAACAUUGGCGAUACGUUCAUGGCAUUGUGCAAUGGAAGAUACAAGAGUUGCCUGCACAGGGCAGUGGUGAACAAGGAGAAGGUGAGAAGAUCUUUAGUGUAUUUUGUGAGCCCAAAAGAGGACAAAAUUUUGAGGCCCCCUCAAGAUCUAUUGCGCAAUGACGAGGCUAGGAAGUACCCAGAUUUCAAAUGGUCAGAUCUGUUGGAAUUCACUCAAAAGCAUUAUAGGGCUGACGCCACUACACUACAAAACUUUGCCCACUGGCUUCUAUCCUCCAAAAAUACUUCCAAUUAA
This is a messenger RNA of Fraxinus pennsylvanica, 1149 nucleotides long. The record is from the annotation of a GenBank genome assembly. NCBI's taxonomy places the organism in Eukaryota, Viridiplantae, Streptophyta, Magnoliopsida, Lamiales, Oleaceae.